This is a messenger RNA of Raphanus sativus (radish), 657 nucleotides long. RefSeq lists its product as uncharacterized. Gene Ontology annotation, biological process: microtubule-based process. NCBI's taxonomy places the organism in Eukaryota, Viridiplantae, Streptophyta, Magnoliopsida, Brassicales, Brassicaceae. The coding region runs from base 79 to 453 and encodes 124 amino acids. The record is from RefSeq and is a predicted model, not a curated record. The transcript has 3 exons. Gene Ontology annotation, cellular component: dynein complex. Gene Ontology annotation, molecular function: dynein light intermediate chain binding; dynein intermediate chain binding.
UUAGCAUUUUCUAUUUUGAGCUGCAAAUCUGAUUUCGUGAAAAAAAAAAGAAAAAAGAAUCACCGCGGAAGGAAGAGUAUGAGUGAGGGGAGUAGGAGGAAGAAGAGUGUGAAGGGAGGAGGCGCACCGGCGCAAACAAAUCCGGAUGAUCGGAGAUCUACUACUAAUCCGGAAGAUGAAGCGGCGGGGAAACGAGGAGCUGUAAUAAAGAGUGCGGACAUGAAAGAGGAUAUGCAGAAGGAAGCUAUCCACAUCGCUAUCACCGCAUUUGAGAAGUACAGUGUGGAGAAGGAGGUAGCUGAGAAUAUUAAGAAGGAGUUUGACAAGAUUCAUGGUCCUACUUGGCACUGCAUCGUUGGCCGCAACUUUGGUUCAUAUGUAACACACGAGACCAACCAUUUCGUUUACUUCUACCUCGACCAAAAAGCUGUUCUUCUCUUCAAGUCUGGUUAAACAAUUGAAAUGACCCAAGAUAGCUCAUCGUUGCAAAAGAUAUUUUGUUAUGUUCAAUCCGCAUGUGUUAAACAGGUUUGGAUAAUAAACCUUGGCUUAAAGUGUCUUCCAGGUACAUGUCAUGCAUCUACAAAAACAUUACAUAACAGAGGUAACAACGUUUAUGCAAAUUUCAUUUAUGUAAUUCGAAGAGCAUUUUCUUUA